This is a messenger RNA of Yamadazyma jaroonii, 1719 nucleotides long. The record is from the annotation of a GenBank genome assembly. NCBI's taxonomy places the organism in Eukaryota, Fungi, Ascomycota, Pichiomycetes, Serinales, Debaryomycetaceae.
AUGUCUGUCACUUUUGAAAAAUUCUUAGUGAAAGAAGAUUUUGAAGGAUAUGAAGAUCCUGUUAAAUAUGAAACUUUCAAACCAAAACUUGAAAAAUAUGUUCAGAAUUUGAAUGAAAAUAUUAAACCAGAAUACGCUAUAACUUUACCAAAACCAAUUGAAGAAUUAAGAGCUGACCAAUUCAAUGCUGUUGAUUAUUUGUACAAAGAAAAACUCUUAACUGAAAAGGAAUUCGAAAUCACUGAUUGUAAUAAUCCAGAAUUAGCUGAAAAGAUUUCUAAAGGAGAAUAUAGUUCGGUAGAUGUUCUUAAAGCUUUUGCUAAAAGAGCUACUAUUGCUCAUCAAUUAACCAAUUGUGCUAUGGAGAUUUUCAUUGAUGAAGGUUUGGAAAGAGCUAAAUAUUUGGAUGAAUACUUGGCUAAGAAUGGUAAAACAAUCGGUCCAUUACAUGGUUUACCAAUUUCUUUGAAAGAGCAUUAUAAAUACAAAGGUAAAGUAUGCCACGCAUCAUUUGUAUCAUUGAUUGAUAAUGUUGCUGAAGAUCAUUCUACUACCAUUCAAAUUUUAGAAAAUUUAGGUGCUGUGUUUUAUAUCAGAACUAAUCAACCUCAAUGUUUAAUGCAUUUAUGUUCAGAAAAUAAUUAUGUUGGUGGUGCAAGAUCUCCUUACAAUAUAUCCUUAUCAGCAGGUGGUUCUUCAUCUGGUGAAGGAGCUUUGGUUUCAAUGGGUGGUUCAGUAGCUGGUGUUGGAAGUGACAUUGGUGGUAGUGUUAGAUCUCCAGCAGCAUUUUCUGGAUGUUUCUCAUUAAGGCCAUCGAAUAAAAGAAUCAGUUUAGCUGGUGCAGUUGCCUCUGGUUCUGGACAAGAAAGUAUCGUAGCCGUUUGUGGUCCAUUAGCUAGAAGUUUAGAGGAUGUAGAUUAUUGGAUGAAAUCAUAUAUUAAUGAUGGUGAACCAUGGGAAUUAGAUCAAGAUUGUGUUAGAAUGCCUUGGAGAGAUGUCCCAAAACCAGCGGCUAAAGAUUUAACUAUUGCUGUUAUGUAUGAUGACGGAAUUGUUAAACCAACACCUCCAAUUCAAAGAGGUUUGAAAGAAACUGUGGCCAAAUUAGAAAAAGCUGGAGUAAAAAUCGUGGAAUUUAAACCAAUUAAAGCUCAGGAAGCUUUGGAUUUAAUCAAUGAUAUGUAUACUGCCGAUGGUAAUGUUUCAUCUAAGAAACUAUUAUCUCAAUCUGGUGAACCUUUAACUAAAUUAACCAAAUGGUAUUUGAACUAUGGUAGAGGUAAAAAGUCUUUUACCAUCUAUGAAAAUCAUCAAUUGAAUGUUGCAAGAGAUCUCUUGAGACAAGAGUACUUGGAAUAUUUCAACAACAAUAAAAUCGACUUCAUUUUGAGUCCUACUUCAAGUAAUGUUGCACCUAAACCUGAAGAAGUCUUCAAUUGGUCUUAUACCACCUUAUGGAAUAUUUUGGAUUCUCCAACUAUAGUAUUCCAAACUGGAUUGUUCCAAGACCCUAAAAUCGAUAAGUGGGAUGAUUCUUUUAAAGAUUAUAAAUACAGAUCAGACUUAGAAGAAUUGGAAUUAACCAACUAUAAACCAGAAGAGUUCAUUGGAGCUCCAAUUGGUUUACAAUUAAGUGGAAAAAGAUACUACGAUGAAGAAGUUGUAGCUGCUGGUAAGACUAUUGGUGAUAUCUUAGGUGUGAAGAUUUUAAAGAAUUAG